Molecule: messenger RNA, 1629 nt
Organism: Strongyloides ratti
Lineage: Eukaryota; Metazoa; Nematoda; Chromadorea; Rhabditida; Strongyloididae
Exons: 4
Coding region: 1-1629 (542 amino acids)
Source: RefSeq, a predicted model, not a curated record
AUGUCAUCUACUACUUCAUUAGUGAUAAAAAAUAUUAAUAAAGAUGAUUUAGAGGAAGGUAGCGACCACCAAACAUUGAUAUCAGACGACAGCUGCAGAUUGAGGCAUGAAUUGAUGCCCCUAGAAAAUAGUUGUCUUUCACAAAAAUUAAAAAGAAAAAGAUUUGUUACAAAAGAGUGUACAGGAAAAAAACGGCUUUACUUAAAACGGGAUGAUCAUUAUAUUGAUAUAUAUAAAGAUAAUAUUUUUGUUAUAAAUAAUAUGAUGGAAAGAAAAAUAAAAUAUCUUGAUAUAGGAUAUGAUUUUAGAGAGAAUGUUAUGAAAUUUGAUACAACAAAUUAUGAUAAUGAUGAAAGUUUAAAUAAAUUGAAAAAUAAAGAAAAAAUAAAAGGAAAGUAUUUUUCUAAUAAUAAUUUUGGAAAAAAAUUUUUUAUAUUUUAUUUAUGGUUAUUUUUAUUGUUUCAUUUUGUUGGUGGAAAUCAUUUAGUUGAAAAACAAAAAUAUAAUCAAUAUCAAAAUGGUGAAAGUUUUUAUUUGACGGAGGAAUUAUUUAUGAGGCAUAAAAGAAUUGAUAAAAAUCAGAAAAUGUGCCAUAUAUGGAAUCACUUUUCACCCAAAGAUUUAUGUUCCAAACGUCCAUUUGAUCGACUAGAUUUAUUAAGAGAAAUAUCAUUAUUUACUUCAGAUUGCCCAAAUUCAUCAGCAAAUGUUCACUUAUCAGAACUUUUUAGGUUGAAUUGGUCUAAAAUAAAAACAUCACAUGAUUUAUUAUCAGCAACAGAACACCUUAAAGAUGGAGAAAAUGGUAAAGAUUGUUUAUUAAGUAGUGUUGAUUCAACAAAAUGCCUCAAAUGUUUUCAUAAUAUUGGAACAAAGUUAGAAAAAAUUACUUAUGCCUACAACAUUUUUAAUAAAACUCUUCAUCGUUUUGAUUGUAUGUUGGCAGUUGACAGUGCCUCAGCAACACGUCCAUUCUCCCCAAAUGGUACUUGUGUUAAUUGUAAGAUAUGGUAUCGAAAAUGGUUGUUGGUUCAAUUAAUAGAUAUAUGGAUUGAACCAAUUUGUAUAAAUUGGUGCUACUAUGCUCAAUUAGCAUGUCCCCAUUUUGCUACUAGUAAAUCAGUAGACUAUGCAGGACACCCAACUUUCCAAUGUCGAGAUACAAAUAUACCAAUAAGUAAUAAUUAUCCAUCAAGGGAUUUCAAUGAUUUAAAAUAUAAGGAUGAUGAUAGUACAAUGUCAUUAUCAUGCAAUUGUUUACAUCCAUGUGAUUUUUAUCGUGAUUUAAAUUCAUUAGAUCCACUAAAUGAAGAAGAAGUAAAACAAUUAAAAAAUUCUAAAUUAGAUCAUCAUGAUGUAUUUUGGGAUAUAAAUUUUUGUAAAUUACGAAAAUAUAAAUGUAGUAAACAAAAAAAGAAACAAGCUUAUUUAACUGGAAAAUAUAAAAAAAUAGUUAAAACCAAAGAUGGAAAAAUUGGUAAAGAAAUAAAACAAAAAAAUGGAACAGGAAUACUUUCAAAAAUUAUACAAACUUCAUCAUCACCAACUAACUCUCUCAAUUCAACUCAAUUAAUAUGCCUUUCAUUAAAUUUUUAUAUUUUUAUUAUCCUUCUUCAAAUAAUAAUUUGA